ACUUCAAAGUUAUUUAUCAACAACUCUCGAGCAAAUAUUAUAGUCUUACCAUUCUAAACAAACUACAAUGUAAAAUAAUAUCUUAAUUAUAAUCCCUAACCAGCUAACCUCCACAAAUCGUUCGAGGGAAUGCGUAUUGUUGGCCAUCUCAUUUUUGACACACAUGGCUGUGGUAAACAUAGAAAUGCAGCAUGCUAGCGUCUAGCUAGCUGUCAAACUAUUCGUCUAGUGAAAUAAGAGUGAAACAAACGUGGUUGAAGAUCGUUUAGUACUCAUAUUGACAAGCCUGUGUCUUCUCUCCAGCUGUGACGGRGAUGGAGGAGGAGGUGUCUCUGAGAGUGCUGCCAAUGGACCCAGCGGACCGGGGAACCCAGAGGGUCAGACUGGGCCCAGGGCUGAUGUCCUCCCUGGGGUUGGGGCUGGGCUCUCCUGUUCUGGUGGCUCUGUCUGGAGGGUCCUGUCUCUGUACUGCCUGGCCCAGGCCUGACCUGGCUGACGGAUUCAUACAGAUAGACAUGAAAUGUUGUUCUUCAAAUCUUAUCUUAAACAAAGCUACACCCACACACCUCAGCUCUAGCCCACUUCCCCCCAGCCCAUGCCUAAGUCGUAGCCUCACCCCAGUCUCCUGCCCCAAGCUGAAAGGCAUCAGAAUAACAGUGGUGGUUCAGAGUGUGGAGUUCCGGAAAACCACUCCUCCCAGUUUCAUCCAUGAACUAGUGAAGGACAUGCUGAAAGGGACAUAUGUCCACCAGAAGCACGUGAUAGAUGUGGGUGACCAUGACACGGACAUUAAACUGAUCGUCAUCGAGAGCCUGAACCCAGAGUCCACCGUGACUGGUUUGGUUACAUCUAAGACAGGGGUGGAAAUAAUGGGGACGAGGACCCUCCGGUACUACAGAGGACAGCUCCAGGAGCAGCCCCAGGUCCUACUGGGAGGACUGGAGGAGGUGUCAGCGUGUCUGAGAGAGAUGUUGCGCCUGCCUCUGCAGUACCCUGCUACCCUGGGCUCCCUGGGUCUGUCCUGCCCCAGAGGAGUGCUCCUUGCUGGGCCGCCGGGGGUCGGAAAGACCCUGCUGGUCCGCUGCCUGGUGGGGGAGGUGGGGGCCAGCCUGAUCACAGUCCGAGGACCAGAGGUAGUAGGGUCUCGGCCAGGGGAGAGUGAGGAGAGGUUGCGGGCGGUGUUUGGUCGGGCGCGGGCAGCGGCAGAGGAAGGGCCUUGUGUGUUGUUCCUGGAUGAGCUGGACUCUCUCUGUCCCAGACGGACUGGAUCCUCCGCACCCGAGAACCGGCUGGUCGCUCAACUGCUCACGCUCAUGGACGGCAUGGACCAAUCAGAUCGCUUCCUCAUCGUAGGAGCCACUAAUCAGCCGGACAGCUUGGACCCGGCGCUACGGAGGCCCGGGAGGUUCGACAGAGAGGUGGUUAUCGGUGCCCCCACAGCACAGCAGCGGUUAUCCAUCCUGUCAGUGCUGUGCCGGGCCAUGCCAGUGUGUGUCAGUGUGGACUGGGCAGAGCUGGCCCAGAGGACUACAGGGUAUGUGGGUGCUGACCUCAGUGCUCUCUGCCGUGAGGCUGCCAUGCUGGCUAUACGACACAACACACAGGGUUCAGGGGAGCAGACUAUCACCAUGGAACACUUCCUGUCUGCCCUGAAGACUGUCCGUCCAUCCUGUCUGAGGGGCAGUCUGGGACGGACAGACCUCCCAGCCGUCUCCUGGGAACAGAUAGGAGGCCUGGAGGAAGUCAAAAUCAAACUACAACAGAGUAUAGAGUGGCCGAUGCGUUACCCGGAGGCGUUUGUGCGUCUGGGUCUGUCCCGUCCCAGGGGGGUGUUGCUGUACGGUCCCCCAGGCUGUGCUAAGACCACCCUGGUCAGGGCUGCAGCCACCUCCUCCCACUGCUGCUUCCUGUCAGUCAGCGGGGCUGACCUCUACUCUCCAUAUGUAGGAGAUUCAGAGAAGGCCCUGGCUCAGCUCUUUCGUCAGGCACGGGCCUGCGCUCCCUCCAUCCUGUUCCUGGAUGAGGUGGACUCUCUGAUUGGCUCCCGGUCAGAAGGCCAUGUCCCUCAGAGUGCUCAGACUCGCCUCCUGUCUGUGCUGCUGAAUGAGCUGGACGGGGUAGGCUUUAGGACCCUGGAGAGGAGAGGAGCAGGGAAGAUCCUACAGGCUGAGGGAGUGGAGGAGCGCCACCAACAGGAACAUUUGGAGUACCAGGAGGUGUGUAACAAGGAAGUGAUGAUCGUAGCGGCCACUAACAGACCAGACUCUCUGGACAGUGCCCUCCUAAGGCCUGGAAGACUGGACCAGAUCAUCUACGUACCCCCCCCUCUUUCUCCAGGCGGUGUGUCCAUCCUGCAGGUGUGUACAGAGAAGAUGCUCUGGAUGAUUGUGUGUCUGGAGGAGCUGGCUAGACACACUGACCUCUACUCUGGAGCAGACCUGGAGAACCUGUGCAGAGAGGCGGCUCUGUUGACCCUCCAGGAUGAAAGUAUGGAAGCUUCUAGUAUCAAACACCGAUACUUCCUCCAGUCUUUACAGAGGAAUCCCUCUCUCUCGACCCAGCAACUACAGACAUACAAAAACCUCUUCAGAUGACGCGUUGGACUUGGAAAAUAAAAAUUACAUUUAGUUUCCUUU
Salvelinus sp. IW2-2015 is the source of this 2636-nucleotide messenger RNA. RefSeq names its product AFG2 AAA ATPase homolog B (gene afg2b). Lineage: Eukaryota; Metazoa; Chordata; Actinopteri; Salmoniformes; Salmonidae. Gene Ontology annotation, molecular function: ATP binding; ATP hydrolysis activity. The record is from RefSeq and is a predicted model, not a curated record.